Messenger RNA from Alligator mississippiensis (American alligator), 3745 nucleotides. RefSeq names its product zinc finger protein 771. The record is from RefSeq and is a predicted model, not a curated record. The coding region runs from base 1572 to 2735 and encodes 387 amino acids. The transcript is spliced from 4 exons. Gene Ontology annotation, molecular function: DNA-binding transcription factor activity, RNA polymerase II-specific; RNA polymerase II cis-regulatory region sequence-specific DNA binding. Gene Ontology annotation, biological process: regulation of transcription by RNA polymerase II. NCBI's taxonomy places the organism in Eukaryota, Metazoa, Chordata, Crocodylia, Alligatoridae.
ACACACACACGCACACACUGUAUCAUAAACUUUCCAAUGCACCCUUAAACUGAAUUAAGAAACCUGCGCUCCUGUUAAAACAAAUGCACCCGCUCCCCUGCGCACGUACUCACUGCCCUUCCCUAACCCAAUCACUGAGCCAAAUACUUUCUAACUUCUUUUUUUUUCCUCCUGGCCCCAUAAAUCCCGCUCCUGACUGUUGCGGGUAGGGAAGGGUGGCUUCUAUAGAAGUGCAGGGGAGAAGACUGGAUAAUGCCAAAUCUGGGGCCUAAUGGCCUCCUGUUCCAAUUUGUAAAUGCCAUUUGAAUAAGGAACUGGGUUUAACUAGCUUUAGCUGAUAAAAUAUGUGUCAGGUCAUUUAAGGUGACAUGGCUGUGUGACUGCCCGAGGGCUCUGAAGGAGCUGGUGCUGGGCAUUCUGCCACCCGAAACUUCUUUCCUGCAUAGCCGGCUGCCACAUGACACGCUACUCCACUUACGUAUUGAACACAGCCCUUGAAUAAUGAACUGGAAUUUGACUGGCUUUAAGAGCUGGGGUAUUUUCUAGGUCACCCCAAAGGGCAGUUUUGAAGUUGUUGGUGCCGUCAUUCCCAACCCAAAGCUUUAUUCAAGUGCAGGAUGCUGACUUAUUAGUUCUCUACCCCAUGUCUGUCCUUUAUGGAUUUGGCAUUUGACCAAUUGGUUUUUGAUUGCUUGUGUGUAACUAGAUUCUUUUUGGGUCUCCCCAAGUAACCUGACCAUAGGCAUGCCAGUUCUCCCUAUGAUGUUGUAGAGUGGUGGUUUUCAACCUGUGAGUGGGGACCCAAAAGUGGGUCGCAAGAAUAUGUGAAAGGGUUGCAAACAAACUUUAAAAACAGAUUCUCCUUUAAAAGAGAAGGGCGUGGGAAACCAUAGCUUUCCCCUUGCACACGCUGGCAGAGUUGCAUCCUGCAAGGGGCUGCUUGGGGCCCCCCCAUACCCCACACACUGGGGGAGCUGGGGGUGGGGGGCAGCAGAUCAGGAGUGAGGGGCACUGGGUCUGGACUGGCCAUCCAUGUUGACAAAUGGGUCCUGGUACAACAAAGGCUGAGAACCACUUUUGUAGUGAAAGGCUGUGACACCCCAGCUCCUUGCUGUGAAGCAUCAGGACACUCACUGUCCACGGGCAGUGCCCGCUAGAGGGCUCUGCCUGAGUCCUUUGUCUCUUUCUAACUGCUCAGUUUCCCAGGUCAGAUGCUGCUGCUUCUUCCUCCAUUGUGAUUUGGGAGUUUCAGAGGAGCUUCUGCUGCUCUCCCAGAGGGGUCUGUGCUCCAUUAAACCUCCCUCUGUGCCUCUACCUAUCUCCAGUCCAGGGGUGACUUUCCCUGGUGGCAUCAACUAGCUCCAGAGGGCAGCUCUGGGCUCUGCUGACACCGACUCCUGAGCUGGAGACUCCAGCAGCCCUUAACCCAUGAAGACAGACAGGUCAGACAUGGGCAUCAAAACUGAGCAGAAUAACUUGAGCUGGGUGCCUUUGUGAAAGCUUGUCCAUGUGUACACAUGUUUUGCUGAGCAGCAGGAUUUCCAGUUUCCGGAUCCAAUGUGACCUCACUGAUGGAACAAGAGGAAGAGCCUUGGGUCCUGGAUCUUCAGGGAUGCAAAGAAAGGGAGAUUGUGAAAGGGACCUGCAUUGCAGGUGGUGUGGUAGUGAGUGACAAUGAGGACAUGGAUCUCCCAAAGGAAAGUCCUGACGAUGUGGAACCCCACGGGAUGGUACCGGGGAGAGCCAAAGGAGACUUUCCCCAGAGCCGUGAGCUGUUGGAAGUCCCUGAGAACUGGCACAAGCCAGAGAGACUGCGGAGAGAUCACUUUGGGGAGAGAUGGGGUAGAUCUGCCAACCAGGGAGAAGGUCUACAGGAUAGCAUAGGCUGUAAGUUGACCUCUGCAGCAGAGAGCCAGAGUGCAUGCAGCGAGUGUGGGAAGCAGUUCAGUCGGAGCUCAUACCUCGCCCAGCACCAGCGCGUGCACACAGGGGAGAAGCCCUAUGCCUGCCCUGCAUGUGGGAAGAGCUUUGCCGUGAGCUCGGCACUCAUCCGGCACCAGCGGACUCACACAGGUGAGCGUCCCUACCAGUGCCCCGAGUGCGAGCGGUGCUUCAGCCGCAGCUCCCACCUCAUGAGGCACCGGCGCUGUCACAUGGAGGUGGGGCUCUGCCAUGGCUCCAGCUCCCAGCUCGCUGGGCCCCAAGGCAUCACUGCAGGUGAGAGACCAUACGCCUGUCCCGACUGUGGGAAGAUGUUUGGGCAGAGCUCAGACCUGGUACAGCACCAGCGAAUCCACACAGGGGAACGUCCAUACGCCUGCUCCGACUGCAGCAAGAUCUUCAGCCGUAGCUCACACCUGAGGCAGCACCAGCGCACCCACACUGGAGAGCGACCCUAUGCCUGCGGGGACUGUGGCCGAUGCUUCAACGAUGGCUCCUACCUCGUUAAACACCAGCGCACCCACACUGGGGAGCGUCCCUAUGCCUGCCCCGACUGCGGGAAGGGCUUCAGUGUCAGCUCCCAGCUUGUCCGGCACCGGCGCAUCCACACAGGAGAGAAACCCUACACCUGCCCCGACUGCGGGAAAAGCUUCAGCCAGGGCACGGACCUGGCCACCCAUCAGCGUUCGCAUACAGGCGAACGGCCCUACACUUGCCCUGACUGUGGGAAGGGCUUCGGUGACAGCUCCUCCCGCAUCAGGCACCACCGGCUGCACAUCCGGGACACCUCAUGACCGCAUUGGGCAGAGAGAAGGCACCCUGCCCAUGCUGCUGCACAAGACAGGCUGGGAAACUGGCCUUGCUGGGACAGAUCAGGGAUUCAGCCACUUGGAGCCAGGCAAGGGAUCUUGUUGUACACAACCAGGCUGGGAUUCAGCCACAUGGAUCAAGACCUGAGAUCCAGCCAUGUGGGACCUGGACAGGAUCCCACAUGGGUCCCAACCGGUCACCCCUUGUGUGAGGUUAUGUAGGGAACCUAGGUGUGUGGGGCCAGACCGGGGAGUCAGGAAUCAGCUAUAUGGAAAUAGGCAGCUGAUUAAGAGGCAUGAGGCCAGACUGGGGAUACAGCUGAUUGAGAGCCAGGCCAGGGAUGCAAGUGGGGCUGGCUCAGAUUUGCUCUAAAUUUGCCAUUUGUUUUACACUCUUAAGAGAAAACAGCAUUAUUUUAAAGUCCAGCUGCAGAUUCAUUUUUGCACAAUGGGGAGCCAAAAAUAUCUAUCCAUUUAUUUUGGUCCUGACAAUUUUUGGCCACAAACCUGAGCAACACUCUGUUACUCAUGCUAGCAGGUUAACCACAAUUACUGGUGGCAGGAAAUAAACUGUCUAUGUUCUGACCAGGGUUAAUUGGAGGGAAUUUGCUGUUCCCAUGACCACCAGUGAUAUUUGCCUCACAAGGGUCUGGCCAUGCAUCUCUACUCAGAGGAGUAGGUGACCUAGAGCUGAUUGGAGACUGCUUGGCAUAGCAAACCCCAGGGAGGAGGGGAGAUACCUCUAAUCAGCCCCUGACCUCUGCAGGAUCCUGAUGUCUCUGGACAACUUGGAGAUAGGUUGGGUGACUAUGAUGGGAGAAACACACUUAACGGUCACCUCUCUACAGAGAAGCCCUCCAAAUGGCUCAAGUCUGAUCCUCACUUGGGAAUGGAGUGGCUUCUCUCCUGUUCCAUCAUGGUGUUCUGACAACUAGACUGGUCCAGUUCAUUUUUUCUCACAUGAUAAUAAAGGUUUUUGGGGUUUUUUUUACAAA